Messenger RNA from Calypte anna (Anna's hummingbird), 2892 nucleotides. It is a transcript of the gene SLC4A1AP, whose product is annotated as solute carrier family 4 member 1 adaptor protein. The record is from RefSeq and is a predicted model, not a curated record. Bases 299 to 2446 code for a protein of 715 amino acids. The transcript is spliced from 14 exons. Gene Ontology annotation, molecular function: protein binding; mRNA binding. Lineage: Eukaryota; Metazoa; Chordata; Aves; Apodiformes; Trochilidae.
AAGCCCGCCCGCCAAGCCUGCCCGGAGCCUGCCCGGAGCCUGUCAGCACUCCCAGCCCGAAGCCCUCCGGCCGUACCCCAACACUCCGCGCCCGCUCGCCGAGCCGGAAAUCGGCCCCGGUCCGGCACCAUAAGCGGAUCCCCCGCCAUCAGCGCCCCUUCGCUCCUAGUAGGGAGGGGGUACAGCGGCCGCCGCUCCCGCCUCCCCUGCCGUGGUUUCCUUCCCUGCCUCACCCCUUAUACUACCCCGGGGGGCGGCUGAGGCUAGGUCGCCUGUCCCUGGAGCUGCACCUUAGCCCAUGUACUGCAGCCGUGGCGGUGCUCGUUCCCGGAGGACUGUAUUUCGGAACGGACACACGAAGAUGGCGGAGGUUGUGGAGACGGAGGUGGCUGCCGAGCCCGCCGGCUUCAAGCGCCCGAGCCUCCCGCUGCCCGCCGCGCCCCGACCCGUGGAGGGCUCUGAGACGGGGCCCAGCCCGGCAGCCCCCCGCCCGGCUGCCCCCCGCCCGGCCCCCGCGCCGGCCGCGCCGCGCUACGAGGAGCCUUCGUGGGGCAGCCCCCCGCCGGCCGGCGCCGGGUACGGGCUGGAGGUGCUGAAGGGCGGCGUGGUGCUGGGCUCGGUGCGGCUGGAGGGCGGCAGCUGGUUCCUGGUGGGGCGGCUGCCCGGCUGCGCCCUGGCCCUGGAGCACCCUUCGGUGUCGCGGCACCACGCCGUGCUGCAGUACCGCGGCGCCGGCUGCUCCCCCGACGACUCCGACGCCGCCGGGUUCUACGUGUACGACCUGGGCAGCACCCACGGCACCUUCCUCAACAAGGCGCGGGUGCCGCCCCGCACCUACUGCCGGGUGCGGGUGGGCCACGGGCUCCGCUUCGGCGGCAGCUCCCGCCUCUUCCUUCUGCAGGGACCUGAAGAGGACCAGGAGUCUGAGUCAGAACUGACUGUGACCCAGCUGAAGGCCCUGCGUAAGCAGCAGCAAGCAAAACUAGAAAAGACAAUGUUGGGAGAGGACUCUGAUGAGGAAGAUGAAAAAAAAGAGGAAACAAGCGAGAGGAGUCAGAACAGUGAUAUGAGCUGCUCCUGGGGAAUGGGGGAGGAUGCUGAGGACGAUGAGGUUGAAGAAAAUCCUAUUGCUAUUGAUUUUCAGGACGUGCAAGAUGCUUUUUAUAUGAAAGAUCCUAGGAAGGCCUUACAAGGCUUUUUUGACAGAGAAGGAGAAGAGUUGUUAUAUGAAUAUGAUGAUCGUGGGCACAAUAGCUGGCUAUGCAGGAUCAAGUUGCCUGUGGAUGAUGCAUCAGGGAAGCAGCUGGUGGCAGAGGUUCUCCAUGCAGGAAAAAAGAAGGAAGCAAUGAUCCAGUGUGCACUGGAAGCUUGCAGGCUGCUCGAUGCUCGGGGAGUACUGAGGCAAGAAGCAGUAUCCCGAAAAAGGAAGUCCAAGAACUGGGAAGAUGCAGAUUUUUAUGACAGUGAUGAUGACACCUUCCUUGAUCGAACUGGUGCUGUAGAAAAGAAACGACUGAACAGAAUGAAAAAAGCUGGUAAAAUAGAAGAAAAACCUGAGACUUAUGACUCCCUGGUCAAAAAGCUAAAUGAAGCUGAAAAUGAGCUUUCUGAGAUAACAGAGAAGCUGAAGGCUUCAGGGAAAGUCCAGUCCCAGCCAGCUGCUCAAGAUUCCUUGGACGAAUUUAUGACUGAAAUAAAAUCAGGAGGUACUUUAGACAGCGUGGCACGGAAGAAGCUUCACUUGCGCUCGUUUGAACUGAAGAAAGAGCAACAGAGACUGAAAGCAUUAAUAAAGCUUGUCAAGCCUGCAGAGCUGCCCGAGCUGAAGCCCCAGAGUGGAAGUUGCAGUCUAGAAGCAGAGGGGAAGCCUAAAAAGAUUACCCUGCCUCUCUUUGGUGCAAUGAAAGGGGGGAGCAAAUUCAAGCUGAAAACUGGAAGCCUAGGGAAGUUGCCUUUUAAGCGUCCAGACAUCCCUGAAAGCUUGUUAAAAAUGAAAGAUCAUGGACCAGAGGAGGAGGAAGAGGAAGAAGAGGAAGAUGAGCAAGAAGCAGAUGCAAAAAGCAGCAGAGCAUCAAACUUGGAAAUGAAAGUUACAACAGAGGAAGAAAUAGGAAAAGAAACUAUUGCUGCUGAUGAUUCUACUUCCAAUAACAAGAAUGUAAACUCCCUUCAGGAUGGGGUUCAUUUUCUGCCUGAGCCAAAGAUACUAAGAAAUAAAUCUCAGAUGGGACCCUCAGAAGAGAAAUCUCAAGGAUCUGAGGAAGUAUGUAAGGAACCUGAAGAGACACCUGAGAAAGUUAAGAAAACCAGUAGCUCCAACAAGGUCCAGCAACCUUUUUUUUCCUCGCAGUACCCAGAUGAUGACCCAGACUACUGCAUAUGGAUUCCUCCUGCAGGUCAAAGUGGUGAUGGCAAGACUCAUCUUAAUGAAAAAUACGGCUACUGAGCUUCAUGCACUCCCAGAAUACAUCUGAGGUUUGAAAGACUGCUCUGUUCUGGACUCUUUUUUACCACACAUUAAGUGAAAGAUAAAAGAGUUGUUUUUUUCAGAUGCUGUUCCAAAUUCAAGGGCAUCAGCAGCCACUCUGGCUGUUAGCAUUCCCUGUGUGUCCUGCUUGUCUACCAGAUACUUUUUAAAAAAGUAAAAGCCCACAUGUUCUUCUGUCUCUUUUUCCACUUUUAGCCUUGUCCUUUUUUUUUUUGGCUCAACUGUAGGCUCAUUUUCCUUUUGUAAAUAAAAAUAUACAAAACCAAAAGUAUUAAAAAAGAUACACCUCACCACAGCUUAGAUAAAAUUUAUUCAUGUUGGUGUAUGCAAUUAGUAGUAAAACCCUAGUGUUUCUUAUUUUGUGGCUGCUGUUUGAAAAUACUGUCACAGUAAACACAGUCUAU